CAAUAAGAAAAAAGAAAAAGAAAAAGAAAAAAAAAAAAAACGCAGAAAACCGAAAUUGGCAGAGUCAAAUCCACCUCCUCCGCCUUAAUUCAUCCAUCUCUGGAUCCUCAAAUCUCAUCUCCGUUAUAAAUUUUCACUCCCGCCAUGGCCGCGUCUCCGUCGCCGUCGGCGGUUGCCACCAACAUCAUGCUCGCAAUCUUCGAGAAGAAGACAACUUCCAUCGACCUUUACCGCCCUCUUCGCAACUACGUCGCCUUCACAUACUCCGAGCGCGAAGCAAUCAACCUCGAAGACGACCUCAACAGUCUCAAGCAACUCCGCUCUGACAUAGAGCGCGUCCCCGAUCCCUUUCCCACCGUCCGCCGUGACCUAUUUAUCUCCUAUUUCAAAGCCCUUUGCCUCGUUGAAACUCGCUUCCCUAUCUCCCCGAACGAAGACCACAUCAAUACACUUCAGUUCACGUGGUUCGAUGCUUUCAAGCAGAAACAUAAAGCGGUUCAGCAUAACAUACAUUUGGAGAAAGCAGCUGUUCUUUUUAAUCUUGGAGCUGUGUACAGUCAGAUUGGGCUGUCGUAUGAUAGGGCCACGGUGGACGGCAGGCGGCAGGCUUCCCACGCGUUCAUUGCGGCAGCUGGAUCGUUCGCGUUUUUGCGGGAUAAUGCGUCCACCAAGGCAUCUAUGGGGAGUAGUGCAACAGUCGAUUUGUCUGUAGAGUGUGCGGGGAUGUUGGAGAGGUUGAUGCUAGCGCAGGCUCAGGAGUGUGUCUUUGAGAAUACUAUCGCUAAAGGAAGCACUCCAGGAGUUUGUGCCAAGAUUUCUAGGCAGGUUGGACUUUACUACGAGGAAGCUUUGGCUGCAUUGGUUGUUGCACCCUUGAAGGAUCAUUUUGACAAAGCCUGGAUCUCACAUGUGCAGCUUAAGGCAGCUCUGUUCUAUGCAGAGGCUUGCUAUAGGUGUGGUAUGGAGCUUCAUGAGAAAGAAGAGAUUGCAGAAGAAAUAGCACGCCUGAGGAGUGGGGUUAAUGCUUUAGCUGAGGUGAAAAAGUCAUCAUCAAAAGGGGCUGCUGCUCAGCUCCUGGAUGCAAUUAAUAAGUUAGAAGUCAAUCUUAAUCGUAACCUUGAGAGGGCUGUGAAAGAAAAUGAUAGAGUUUACCUCAUGAGGGUCCCUCCUCCUAGUUCCUUGUCACCUCUCCCAGCAUUUUCAAUGGUAAAGCCUAUGCAGAUGAAUGAAGUUUUGGAUGCUAGCAAGGAGAAGAUGUUUGCAAGUCUUGUUCCUGACAGCAGUGCAAAGGCCCUUUCCAGGUACACUGAAAUGGUUGAUGAUGUCAUCAGGACACAAGCAGAGAAAUUGCAGCAAGGAAGUGAGGUAACCAGAGUGAGGCUCAAGGAAAUGGACCUUCCAGAUUCUAUUCUUGCCUUGGAGGGACAUUUCACCCUCCCUGCAGAUCUUAAAGAAGAUGUGGAAGCUGUGCAAAUUAGUGGAGGCCCUGCCGGUUUGGAAGCUGAGUUACAGCAGCUUAGGGAUCUCAGAAGGGUGAACAAUGAAUUGCUUGUCCAGACUGAGGAGCUUUUGCAAAAAGAAGCUACAGAAGAUGCUCAGUUUAGAAGUCAGUUUGGAACACGGUGGACUAGACCUCAGUCCAGCACUCUGACAAAGAAUUUGCAGGAUAGGUUGAAUCGGUUUGCAGCUAACUUAAAGCAAGCUGCAGAUAGUGAUGCCUGCAUUGAGCGUUCGGUGAGGGAUCAUUCUGCUCUGAUGUCAAUCCUAGACCAUCGUCCGAUUGAAUCGGCACUUCCCACUCUGUCUAGGCCAAUAAUUUCAUUGGAUGCCAAUGAAGAUGCUAUAGUAGGGGCCGUCAAACAAAGCCUGAGGCAAUUGGAGAUUCUUGGUGCUCAGAGGGCAGGUCUUGAAGACAUGCUUAAAGAGAUGAAAAGAAAGGAUGACAUACUACCAAAGCUGAUGACGUCCACUGGCUCCUAUGAGGAUCUUUUCAGGAAGGAGAUAGCAAAAUAUGAUCGCAUUUGCGAGGACAUUGCCCAAAAUAUUGAGGCACAGGAACAAUUAUUGUUGCAGAUUCAGGCUCAAAAUGGAGAGUUCUCUGCAAUCUUUAAUCUUGAAGAUUACAAAGCAUCUCGGGAGAAGUGUUUCAAGCAAAUUCAAGCUGCCAUAGCAAAGUACAGAGAAAUCAAGGGUAACAUUAAUGAGGGACUGAAGUUUUACAUUACACUUCAGGAUGCAAUCACAAAUGUCAAGCAGCAAUGCAGUGAUUUUAUAAUGACUCGAAACAUCCAGUGCAGAGAAAUGAUUGAAGAUGUACAGAGACAAAUGGCAGGUCUUAGUUUCCAGGAUCGUAAGAACACAGGUCCUUACCCUCCAGUCGGACAGCCUCAUCAUACUCCAAGAUCCCAACCACAGCCACAAACAGAACCUCAAAAUGCACCCUAUCCUCAUUCACAAACCCCCUAUUAUAGGCCUCCAGAGCAGCCAAUGCCUGGCUAUGGUCACCCUCCUCCAUAUGGUGCACCGCAACAACCACCACCAUACCAUGUGCCCCCUGUGACUAGUGCUCCUUAUGCUCCUCCACCAGUCCAACAACAGCCACUAGCAAGCCAUGAGUAUGGACAACCUGCUUAUCCUGGGUGGCAUGGCCCAUAUUACAAUGCCCCUGGACAGCAACCUGGAUCCUUUCCUCGACCUCCUUAUAGCAUUCCAUCUCCAUAUCCUCCUCACCAAAGUGGUUACUAUAAGCAAUGAUUGUGUAGUUAUUACAUUUUGGGCAUAUAAAAAUAUUGCUUGUGAUAGCCUUUUUUUCUUUAUUUUCCUCUCAAUGUGAAUUGCAGUAUUUUAAGGAUUUUUGUAUUUAUAGCUUAGCGGUACAUGUGUGCUGAGAUUUCUGCAAUAGGUACCUAUUCUAUUGAAAGAUUUUUUGUUCA
Messenger RNA from Rubroshorea leprosula, 2933 nucleotides. The record is from the annotation of a GenBank genome assembly. NCBI's taxonomy places the organism in Eukaryota, Viridiplantae, Streptophyta, Magnoliopsida, Malvales, Dipterocarpaceae.